CCGCUACCUAGCGCAAAGAACCACCGGCAAGCUUGCAACCAGCGCGCAAUUGAAGCUUCCAGCGCGUGAACCUUCUUCAUAUUUACACCAUUUUCUGCAUUCGAAAGCAUCCCACUUCCCCAAACCCAGAAUAACAAACACGACUGCAUCUAGAAAGUCUUGCGCCUUGAAAAAAGCGAUCGGAAGGGGAAACAAAGAUACACAAACCACCGAACAAUUAUCACCAAACAAUCCACCAAAAUGCCUCCCAAAAAGCAGAGCGGCCCAGCCGUGCCCAAGAUGAUCUCGCGCCCGAAGCCGCCGCCACCGGGCGAGGAGAUCGCAUCGGACGAGAUCCAGCUGGGCGAGUUUGAGGGCGUCGAGACCUUGAGUUACUCCGAAGCGGAGUUGGUGCUGGAGGCGCUGGAGAAGAAGAGGCGGAAGGAGAAGCGCUACCAUGAGACAGAGGUUCUUCAAAAGACGCGCGAUCACCUCUCGUUGUUCCGGCGCUUCAAGACCCCCGAGAACGUCCAGGCUGCCGAGCGGCUGUUGUCUGCCAGGCCGGAAUUGCACAAGUUUGAGCGUGCUCAGAUUGCUUCUCUGGUCCCUGAGAACAGCGACGAGGCCAAGAAGCUCAUCCCGUCACUCAAGGACAAGUUUGACGACCAUGACCUGGAAGAUUUACUGCAGGAGCUCUCCAAGUUCUGCGACUGAUUGCAAUCACAAGUCUGGAUUGGAGCGGCUUCUUUUUGUUUCUACCAUUGAGCAGAACAUGUGUUUGAUACCUGUCUACUCUACCUUUUUUUUAUACUGAUUUCGGGUUGUCAAUUUUGCAUGGCAGGCGUUCUACGGCGCUUCUGGGGAUGGCGCAAUUCAAAAACCGGGGCUUUUGAAUGCGAAGACUGAGUGUAUUUUGAUGGUUUUAUUUUUUCAGCUUUUGAAAGCAGCAGAAAACCUACUCGAGUUCUCGCCAAUCUUGGAGGGGACAGAAAAUCAAAGGAACACACAGGCAUUAACUCCUUUGCGUCUCUUCAGUCGACCAGACCCAAGUCAGACCAGCUUCCCGCGUGAACACCAUUCUUAACCUCCCUCGGUGUAGCCCGAAGCGUGGCACGGUGUCCUGGCGAAUCUACGCGUUGGUCGUCGGGAGUGUUCAUCGGAGAUGGCGAAUCUUGCUGUUCUCGGCUGCCUUCAUGUUGCGAGGAGAAAUGCGCUGCUCUCCAGGGGCUGUGGUUUCGGUGGUUUGCCGCCGCCGACUCGAUAUGCUCGGCUCCCCACGAUGUGAAGGUCGGCUGGGGCCGUCUGAAAUCAUCCACUGGUGGAGAUACUCGCAAAAGAGGUGGUGGACUUAGCCCCGUUGCCCUUGUGACAGAGUUGUACACUUCGGUGUUUGUGUUCUCGGCUAUCAUGAAUAUCUCACUGCCGUCCAGCUCGAGUGACUCGGGCGGCGAGUGCAUGUGGUGGGUUUGACGGGCUGUGGCUUUCCCGUUCAGGCUGCCGUUGGUAUUUCUGUUGCUGGGAAUAAAACUGUCUGCUAUUGAAUCGGUGUUUCUUGGACGCAUGGGGCUGACUGGAUUUGCGUCACUACCACACUGUGAUUCCAUUGUUGAUGGAUGUGAUAGUGAUGGCGAUGAUAUUGUGAGCCUGGUUUCUUCCCGGUACUGCGACUGAGGUCGGAGCUCUAUCGAUGGUCAGCCACUGGACUCUGUCAGGAUAUGUACCAAUUUACCAGCCUUGAAGCUCAAUGGCCUUUUUUUUUCUUUUUUUUUCAGUUUGCAAUGCUCACAGGCUAUGGAAUCGGUGGACUUACGACCUGGCGUACAGCGUGGUAUAACAUUCCCUUGCCUCGGCAUUGACGACAGCCUCUGGCCUCCUUCUCCUGUUCUCCCCUCCGCAACAACCAACUUGUCAUCUGUGGCUGGAUUCUGGGGAACUGAGCCUGCAUGCACCUUGGCUUCGCCGAAAAUGGGGCCCUCAUUGGGCCUCUUGCCAGAGCC
Pyricularia oryzae 70-15 is the source of this 1976-nucleotide messenger RNA. RefSeq lists its product as uncharacterized. The record is from RefSeq and is a predicted model, not a curated record. Gene Ontology annotation, molecular function: translation initiation factor binding; nucleotide binding. NCBI's taxonomy places the organism in Eukaryota, Fungi, Ascomycota, Sordariomycetes, Magnaporthales, Pyriculariaceae. Bases 241 to 693 code for a protein of 150 amino acids. Gene Ontology annotation, cellular component: P-body; RNA polymerase II, core complex. The transcript has 3 exons. Gene Ontology annotation, biological process: positive regulation of translational initiation; nuclear-transcribed mRNA catabolic process, deadenylation-dependent decay; mRNA export from nucleus in response to heat stress.